UCCCACAAAGGUUCCUAACGUCCGCUAUGAGCUGAAUGAUUCAGCUCCGUCCAUCCAGCCCAGAGCAGCAGCAGCAGCACAGGUUCACGUCCACAGAGACUUCAGCGCAGUUCGAGAUCAGGCCAUGAAAAUGAUCCAGGCUGCCUUCACUCUGCUGGACCAGGAGUUUCAGAAACUCGAUCGAGAGAAGUUAGAGGUUUCCAAAGCUGCUGCCGCUCUGCAAAGAGAGAAGGAGGCACAUGAAACACACAGACAACAACAGCAGCAGGAGCUGAAGGAGAUGCUGGAGAAACACCGCUGGCAGAACGAGGCGUGGCUCCGAGCGAGAGCAGAGGAGAACGACCGAGAGAGGAGGGAGAUCUGCAGACUCCGAGAGGAGGUGCUGCAGGACCAGGAGAGGCUGAAGGAGGAGCAGGACAGCGUCCAGAAACGCAGCCAGCAUCUGCUGUCCAUCAUGCAGCAGUUCAAAGGGAUGUAGAAAGCAGCCAAUCAGCUGCUGACCAGUUUCAUCUAACCUGGAACAGAUUUUAAAAGAUGGUUUACGACAAAAAUAAAGACGCAGUUUGGAGUUUAUAGGAGAUAAAUAUCAGAUCUGACAGAUAAACGAUAAACAGACUGAUUGGUUGAUCAAAUAAAAUUAAAUCAAAUUCAUCCAUCAUCCAUCCAUCCAUCCAUCCAUCCAUCCAUCCA
Molecule: messenger RNA, 690 nt
Organism: Cyprinodon variegatus (sheepshead minnow)
Lineage: Eukaryota; Metazoa; Chordata; Actinopteri; Cyprinodontiformes; Cyprinodontidae
Product: peptidoglycan DL-endopeptidase CwlO-like
Exons: 5
Coding region: 125-478 (117 amino acids)
Source: RefSeq, a predicted model, not a curated record